Molecule: messenger RNA, 771 nt
Organism: Corylus avellana
Lineage: Eukaryota; Viridiplantae; Streptophyta; Magnoliopsida; Fagales; Betulaceae
Source: RefSeq, a predicted model, not a curated record
AACUCUCUCUACGUACAGCUUCACCAAUUAUCUUCUCCACAUAUAUACAACAUCAUGGACUCUGAAUCAGUUAAGCCAACCCAGGCCUCAUCCGCUGAAAGAGAGCAGCACAAGCAACUUGAACGUGAAAUCAAAGACAUGGUCUCUUCCAUAACUCACCGCUUUUCAGAUAUUCACAAAUCAGGUUCAACCAAUCUGCAGGAGGAAGACCAAGAUGAUCAUGGCGUAAGAGUCAUCACCCUUGCAGGAACCAACUCUGGAGCCACCAUGCGAAGUGAGCUGGACGAGAAAUCCAGUACUCCUGCAGAUGGGUUUUCAGUUGGCGAGCCUGAGCCGCUGAGCACCUACGUGAACAGCAAUUUCCAAGCCAUCAACAACUCAAUCAUGAUGGGUGGCAGCUACUCCACCAACGACCCGGGUGUUCAUGUGGACAUCUCCGACUUCUUUGACAAAAAAGGCCACAAGCCGGGCGGCAAACAUGGAAAGAAGGAUAAGAAAAAAGACAAGGAAAACUUGAAAAGCGACCAUACCUCCACCCCCGACCAUUCUGACUGAGAGCUCAUCAAAAUGCAGAUGCAAGGAGGCCUGCUCGAGGGCUGAAGAAGCUUCAUUUAUCUACAAAUUAUUAAUAAAUUAAAAGUCUUCUUACGUGCAGCUGCUUUACUAUAUAUCUAAGAGUAUUAAGUUUGCAUGUAUGAGUAUCACAUGCAAUACAGUAUAUUUAUUUGUGUGUAUUGUCUAUUGUUGUUAAUUAAGAAUAUAAAUUAAAGA